Ostrea edulis (European flat oyster) is the source of this 531-nucleotide messenger RNA. RefSeq lists its product as uncharacterized. The coding region runs from base 25 to 336 and encodes 103 amino acids. The transcript is spliced from 2 exons. The record is from RefSeq and is a predicted model, not a curated record. Lineage: Eukaryota; Metazoa; Mollusca; Bivalvia; Ostreida; Ostreidae.
CAGGUAUAGACCCAACAUACAGAGAUGCAUUGGAUGUUAUCCGCGGUGGUAGUGCUUGGUUUCCUAGGAUCAUGUGUUGCCCAAUCUAGAGGUAGGAACGGAUUGUGUGGUACUGUUGGCAAACUGAUAGCAUGUCAGUGCAUGGAAGAAGGGUGUGAAGACGGUCUAUUUCCGGUGGGAGUCUGUCCAAUGCUUCCUAUGAUUCCAAUGCUUCCCAGAAUGCAAUGCUGUCCGCUGCCUUAUGUCAUGCUUUGUUUGCAGUCACAACGAGGCAGACCUUACCAGACACAGGGUCGGAACUCCCGGUCAUUAGGAUAUGUUCCAAUACCGCUGUAGUGUGUGUUCCACCUUCACUUUUUGGCCAUCGACAAAAGAGGAGCGGUAGAUAGAAUUGUGUGAGAACAGUACCGAAAUAUGUGCCAAUAACAGCAAAUCACGCAAUCCGCCAGUUUCAUCAACUGAAAAACUUCUCAUGUCUAGUUAGUUCGAAAAUUGAUUUAAUAAAACUAUGUUGACCCAUGAGUGUAAAAA